Molecule: messenger RNA, 2018 nt
Organism: Xyrauchen texanus (razorback sucker)
Lineage: Eukaryota; Metazoa; Chordata; Actinopteri; Cypriniformes; Catostomidae
Product: rhamnose-binding lectin-like
Exons: 18
Coding region: 32-1546 (504 amino acids)
Molecular function (GO): carbohydrate binding
Source: RefSeq, a predicted model, not a curated record
UUCUAUCUGUUCACCUAUCUACACACUCAACAUGCUACAAAGAGAGCUGAGUUUGAUGAUUUUGCUGCUGCUAAUAUGCCAACAAGGUUUCAAAGCAGUGCAACACAUCACCUGUGGGGAAGAUACCACCACCCUCAGCUGUGCUGAGGGAACCAUUCAAGUGUUUACAGCCAAAUUUGGGCUUACAGACAGCACAGUCUGCUCUGCUGGACCAUCUGAAGAGCUUUCAGAAAUUCAGUGCACCCAGGAUACGUACCAUAGUGUGGCCAACAUAUGUGAUGGAAAACAGAGCUGUACCUUUAAUUUGGACACCAACGUUUCUUAUGGUUCCUGUGAAGGAAAUUACAAAUACCUGAAUGUGUUUUACAUCUGUUUACCACCAAUAAAGGAACUUCUCACCUGUGAUGGGAAGACUGCCAACAUCACCUGUGCAUAUGGAAACAUUAAAGUGCUUGAAGCCAGUUAUGGCCGUACAGACAGCACAACCUGCUCUGCUGGAAUUGAUCCUUCAGAGCUCACGAUUGGUCAGUGCACCGAGGAUACAUCCAUCAGUGCUGUGGCUAAUAAGUGUGAUGGAGAAAAUAGCUGUUCAAUUCCUGUGGGGAAUACAGCUUUCACUGAAUCCUGUCCAGGAACUUACAAAUUCCUGAAAGUAUCUUACAAAUGUGUACCUGAAACAACGGAACAUGUCACCUGUGAAGGAGAAAUUGGCAGUCUCCACUGUGACCAGGGAAUCAAAGUGUAUGCAGCCAAUUAUGGGCGUACAGACAGCACAACCUGCUCUGCUGGAAAACCAGCUGAUCAGGUCUCAAAUGUUCAUUGCACCCAGAGUUCAGCCAUCAGUGUGGUGGCCAAUCGAUGUGAUAGAAAACAGGACUGUUCCAUAGAUGUGAAUAACAACAUUUUUAAAGAUCCCUGUGGAGGAAUUUACAAAUACCUGCAAGUCUCUUACUAUUGUUUGCCACCAAUAAAGGAAAUACUCACCUGUGAAGGAAAGACUGCCAAACUCACCUGUGAACAGGGAACCAUUAAAGUGCUUGCUGCCAAUUAUGGGCGUACAGACAACACAGCCUGCGCUGCUGGAAGAACUCCUUCAGAGUUCUCAAAUGUUCAGUGUACCCAGGAUACGAUCGAUGUGGUGACCAAUCAAUGUAAUGAAAAACAGAACUGUUCCAUUAUUGUGGGGAACACAGUUUUCACUGAACCCUGUUUAGGAACAUACAAAUAUCUGGUUGUUUCAUACAUUUGUGUCCCACCAAAAAUAAUUACAACUUGUCAAAAUCAACAUGGUACCAUUAGCUGUGAGGGAAGUCGUACAAUUUCAAUUUUAUAUGCUAAUUAUGGGCGGACAGAUCGUUUGACUUGUCCUCAUUCCAAUGCUGAUGCCAUAUCCUCCAUAUGCUACUCUCUUCAGACCAGGACCCUGCAACUUUUGUGUAAUGGAAAGAAUACAUGCAACCUAUAUGCUUCAAGUUUACUUUUUCUUGAUCAGUGCCCUCACAUCUACAAAUAUUUGGAGGUGUCAUACAUUUGUUUAAGAGCAUAAUGUAUGUAGGUUCAUCACUGAAAACAUCUACUGUACUUAUCUCGAACUCUGUGACCUAUUAAGUGGGGAAGAAAUCUUCAAGAUUCAUAUAUUUUAUCUGUUUUCUUCAUGCGAUUUUAAAAGUAAACUCUUAAAUGAUUUAAUAUAUUUAACAAGAUUUGCUAUUUUUCUACAGUAUGUUUCAACCAUCUGGACAAUAUUAUAUAAUCAUUCAAUUACCCAUAUGUAAAAACUGUUGUAUGGUAGAAUUGUGGUAUUUAGGUUGCUCAGUUUGAUAUUUCUAGAUGUUUGUUACAUUUCCAUACAUGCACUACUAUCUUAUGUUGUUAUAAUAAUAAUACUUUAAACAUCAUUGUUAGAGUGCUUAGUUGGAAAUAAGACCUUAUGUUGGUUCAACAAACUUAUCUUGAACUGCAUUUGUGUAUUUUGUCUUUAACAACUGAUGAUGAAUGUCCAAUAAAUUAGUUUCAGA